AAAGGUACAUUUCAAUUAUUCACAUUAAUGGUAUAACCAUGCGAGCUUUACUGUUCUUUAGUUUAAAAUUUUACUUCGCUUCACUUUAUUUUUGUGCUGAUUUUGACAGUUAUGAAAUAAACCAACUUGAAGUCACACCAAUAUACGAUAUCAUUUUAUUUAACGACAUAGCGGAAGUUAUUAAGGACUUUGACAAUGACUUGAAUACACCACCAGAUGCGAAAUCAUUAGCAUUAGAAAGUGAGAGCGAUGAAAAUAUCGAAAAUCUCCUACUUGAAUACCAGCAUUACUUGGAUAAAGCUCACAAGCAACACGUCAAAUACUUAGAAAAAGUAACCGGUAAAAACAAAAUUCCACUUUUACGACACGACAAGUAUCCUAAAAAGAAUGGCCUUAAAACUACUUUUGAGGAUUUCUAUCCAUUUUCAAGUAAAACGCAACAAAUAUUCCCGAAACUACAAACUUUAUCUCGUGGCUUUAAGGGCGAUACGGAGUUUUCGUAUACAACUUCUCGCUCCGUUUCUCCGAAUCUAUUUGAGCCAACCUAUGAUCGCCACUAUCCAUUUUCCAACAUACAAAGAAGUAAUACUUUGUCGUCAUGUUAUUGCAAAUCUAAUGAAAUUCCAUGUAAUUGUGGUUGUAAACAAUGCAUCAUACAAUUCGACUCUAUUAAUAGCAGUUUUAAUACGAAAUCACCUUUAUACUAUGAAAACUCAAAAGACCCGUUUAUACAACGUGAAGGAAAAACUGAUAACGAUUUUAAAAUACGAAUAAAGGUUGACAUUAAACUCCCCAAAAUCAUAGAGAGGAUUGCUAAUGUUUUUAGUAAAAAAGAUCAAGGCAGCUCGGAACCAGAUCCAACGUCUCGUAAAGAAUAUUCUAUGAACUAUAUUACACCGUAUUACAAUUUUCCUAAUCCUAGUGAUCUCUUAGGCUUUAACUCAAUGCCUCGAAUGUCUGAGUCUAUUCCCUUGCAAAGAAUAACUAUUCAUAAGAAAAAGAAAUUCCGCAGCAACUCGAAUAAGAAGCAUAAAAAGAAGACAUUUAAUGUUCACGAAAUUCAAACAGAUAAGAAGACAGCAGCAAAACUUGAAACUAACGAAACCAUGAACCAAAAUAAAAAUGAAACGUUGCAAGGGAAAAAUAAUAUUUUAUACAAGAACAAUAUGACGAAUAACAUCUCGGAAAAUAUAAACUAUACGCCUAUUAAUAAAUCACAAAACCCUGAAAAUAGUAACCUUAAAAUGAACUCUAAAGAAAUUAUUUAUUUAACACUGAAUAUAUCAAACGAAAACCAUACAGACGAAAUAAAUAAACUAGAAAACAGCAUUGAAACUGGAUAUUUUAAAACAAAAGAUAAUUUCACUGAAUUAAUUCUAAACAGAGAAAAGAGAGACGCUGUAAACAAAAACACUUCCGAAUCCGUGGAUUUAUCUGUAAAACCCUUAAACAUGUUAAAUGAGACCCAUGAAAAAAAGUUAGAUAAAAUACUAAAUGAUUCAACUUUAUCAUAUUGGCCGGAAUCACAGAAUGAGAGUUCUGAGACUUUAACAAACAGUUCUAAAAACAUAAAUUCUCUUAUUUUUGACAUUGAAAAAAGAAAAUCUAAGUUCAAUAUGAGUAGUGACAACGUUCGUAACAAUCACUCAAUAGCUUUAGAAAGAGCUAUAUUUGGCGAAGUAGACUGGAAUGAUGUAGAUACAGUUGCACCUGUCUUUAUAUCUUUUGUGGGGAAAUAUAUUCACGGAGUUUUAACAUUUUGCUCUGAUUCCGUAUGUCACUCAAUGAAAUGUGCGAAUAAAACAUGUGUACACAGAAACUGUAAUAUAGAAAAUCGCUAUAACAAGAUGGGUCAUUGUUUGGGUAAUAACAGUACAGAUAGUGUAGCCAAAAUGGAAUCAAUUAUGGAUUUACCUUCGAAUUUGGCCCUUGAAAUAGUAGAUAUUUUACAAGAUAAAAUGCUUGGUAAAAUGUUCGGAAAAAUUACUAUAUGCAUAGGUAUUAAAUGUGUAACAUUUGUAGCAUCAAAGAAGACAACAAUUAAGUAUAAAUGUACUUCAAAAGAAAUCACUUCUUCUAGUGAAUGCCCUUAUAAUAAACAGCGUUAAAAUAAUAUUCUGUAAUAUGAUUUGAAAUAAAGGACUUUGUUUGAAAUAAAAAUAUUUAAAUAUUGCCAUAAGAGUUUACUGUGUUCUGCUGGUUUUGAUAAGGAAAAUUGAAAAUAUUUCAAUAAUAUUAUGUUGAUAAAAAUAUUUUUCCUAAUGUUGUCGUAUAAAUUACUUCAGUCAAGGACCGAUUUAUUAUAUACACAGAAAAAGGAUGUUCUAUUUUUUAACCCUUGGAAAACGAUUGGUAGGAGGCCAAGCAUUAUAGCAUUUGAUAAAGCUGGAAAUAUAACUCAAGCAGGUGAAUUAAAUAAAUAUCAAAUUAUGAAUUUGAAACAUAUAAAUUAUACGAAAAACUCUAUGCGAUGGCUGAACACCAAUUACUCCUUGAAUACCACGGCAAUUGUCGAGAACAUUAGAAAUUUUCUGGAAAAAGCUUUUAACUACCCACAAAGAAAAAAACCUAAGAUUCUUACAAGAUGCACAGAACACGGAAUAUGUAGGUUCUUGCAGUGUAUUAAUAUUAAAAGUCAUUGUAUGCUGUGUGAAGUAAAAUUGAAAUAUAAAAAUGAAACAAUAUGUAAUAAAGUGUCAACAAAGUUUUUAAAUGGUAAUGCAGAUUGACCGGAAUACAUUACAUAAUAUAAGUAUAAUGU
This is a messenger RNA of Pieris rapae (cabbage white), 2761 nucleotides long. Its product is annotated as probable serine/threonine-protein kinase DDB_G0286465. Lineage: Eukaryota; Metazoa; Arthropoda; Insecta; Lepidoptera; Pieridae. The record is from RefSeq and is a predicted model, not a curated record. Bases 39 to 2108 code for a protein of 689 amino acids. The transcript is spliced from 5 exons.